Molecule: messenger RNA, 768 nt
Organism: Musca vetustissima
Lineage: Eukaryota; Metazoa; Arthropoda; Insecta; Diptera; Muscidae
Product: carbonic anhydrase 6-like
Exons: 3
Molecular function (GO): carbonate dehydratase activity; zinc ion binding
Source: RefSeq, a predicted model, not a curated record
AUGAAAAAUAGUUUGAGUAUUUUAUUGUUCUCCUCGAUUGCUCUGUGCAGCGUUAAUGCCGAUCCAUGGACCUACCCUUUGGAGAACCUCUGGCCCAAGUGUGGAGGAUUUUACCAAUCGCCCAUUGAUGUAGUUUUUAGUGAGGUAGUCGCAAUUGCAUUCGAUGCAUUGUUGUUUGAAAAUAUUGGGCCACUAUAUCUAAUAGAUCUCCACAAUAAUGGCCGCUAUGUAACUGGUCAUUUGGUGGGUCCCCUCUCCAGGCCUGCAGUGCGCAUUGGAAAUGGCCCACGAUAUAAAUUCGACCAUUUCCGCUUCCAUUGGCGUUAUAAUGGCGCUCCAUCAUCGGAAAACUCCUUUAAUGGUCAACACUUUUAUUGUGAAUUCCAUUAUGUAUUUAUCAACGAAAACUAUUUGGACUUCGACGAGGCCAGUAAUCAUCCUGAUGGGCUGUUAAUUAUUAGUGUUGUAUGCAUUAUAGAUGAGCUCAUCGAUGCAUCGUUAUUGACAGCACUCGUGUCGGCAGUCCAAGCAAUUGUGAACUUUGACUCUUAUGCAUAUGCCGUUGAUGUUCCACUCUUCGAUUUCAUUGAGGAUCUAUUGUCACCAGAUUCUAACCAUCAUUACUUUAAAUAUAGGGGUUCUUUGACAACACCGCCAUGUGCGGAUGCCGAUAUUAUUCUUUUGAAAAAUCCACAACAUAUUCGUAGAUAUGAGUAUGAUUUCUUCCUACCAUUGCGGGAUGAAAAUAAUUUACCGAUUUAUACAAAU